GGGUGGUGCGAAUUGAGUAUGGCGGUACGGUCCCUCUCAGCCUCGAUGAGCUGAGGAGAGCCCAAAGGGUGGAUUUCUCCGCCUUGGCGAUUCACUCUCCGAUUCCUUGGAAUUCCAGAGAUUGACCGCACCCUUCUGUUAUCACCUCUCGGCCUCUCUGCCUUGUAUAAGCGAAGGAUUCUCCUAGUGAAAUUCGCUUCCGUUUACAGCUGGCCGCGGCAGGGUGCCUUCGGCACUGGUCACCUUCAAUGAAUUGCCGGUUAGGUCCAGAUGAAACAGCGGUUCGUGGCCAGAACUGACUACAAGUUAAGUGCUUCCGCCUAGCCCUGCGGUGGCAGCACAAAGCGCCUUCCUUCUGGAGCUUGAGGGGCGAUGAUGGAGUUGGUUUUUGAACGAUCAGACAAUGGGCCAUCCGCAACGUUCCUUCUGGCUGAGGAUGCCAAAUUUGUGGACCUUGAACAAGUGGCACAUCGCUUUGGUCUUCAGAAAGGGUUGACGUUUCAGACUGGAGAGAACACUAUCACCAUUGAACCAAGGCUGAUAUCCAUUGACAAGUUGUAUGAAGCGUGCAAGGUGGAGAGGACAUCACCCUUUCGGGUCAUCAUUGAUGACAACGGGCAGGAACGGGUGACACCCGUUUGUUUAACGGUUCUGAAGAAACAAAGGACGUGGCCAAGCCGUCCAUCUUGGGAGCAGGUGGUUGCGUGGGUUCAAGAAUUGAAUGAAGACCUUGUUGGGCAUGACAUCUCCGCCAGCACAGCCUGCAAAGACCACGUGAGAAUGGACGUGUCAUCUCAGGAGGUCUUUGACCAGAUCUUGGACCUGUAUCUUCGGGCUGAGCUUGCCAGUGACAGCAACCUGAAGGUGCUUGAGGUCACGCUCACAAUCAAGAAAGGACCGUUGAAAGCAUUCUCCAAGUUUGUCGGUGACCGGGGUGUCCAGGAUGGUAUGAAAGUGCUUCUUGGAACUGCUUACGACCUGCGACAGCAGAGUCACAUCCAGCCAGUUGAGGUACCGGAGCUUGUACACUACCCGCUUUACUCGCUUGAGCCUCACUUGAACACCACAGUUCCAAAGGAGUUUACUGGAGGGGAAGUAGACACGAUCGAUGGGGUGAUCAAUGUGGCAAUGCGGCAUCUUGCCGCUGCGCUUGCAGCUUGCCGGCCAUCAAAUGCACAGACGGAGGCAACAAAAAGGGCCUUCAUCGACCCCAUUCUGAUCCUGGUCUGCAUCAUUGUCGUCACCCUCUUGGAGUUGGAGUCAGGGACGAUGCAGCUGUGCAUGGAGUUCAGUGUUGAGAACUCGACCAACGGGGGGAAGAUUGACUACGUCUUCCGCCUAGUCAUGGCUCUGAUUGGUCUAGUAGAGGCCAAGGGAGAGGGAUCACUCGUCACAUAUAGAGGGCAGGCGCUUGUGGAGAUGGCUGCAGUGAAGCAAAGCACCAUCAAGGAGGGGAACAAAAGGAACUACGAUGCGACAAAAACCCCGGCCACCUGCGUCUUGACCAACUCCACUGACUGGGAAUUUUACGUCCUGACCCCGGAUGAAGAGCCUCCUGUGACCUUCCGGCAGAUUGCUACGCCCACAGAUAGCAUGCUUUGGCUGGAUGUCAAGAAGCUUAGGGCGAGGUAUAUGCCCGUAAUCGAGCAGCUGGUGGCCAUCCUGAUGGUCGAGACCCAGAGAGUACAAGAACAGGCAUUCAAGAAGCCUAGAGUUGUUUAGAACCUUGAAAGUGCAUGCAUUGAUGAUUUCGGUUCAUAGCAGCGGGCACUCGUUGUCGAAGAAUUUCAAUAUUCAAGUAGCCUGAGGUCCAUGUAUACUUGAAUGGACAUGGCCACUUUCUCACUUGUGAGGCCAGAUAGAUGAGAAGACUGAUCCCUUCUUGUGUUUUGCUGCAAAGUUGACCCACCAUUGCCAAGUGUAUGGCUCUUACUAUGUC
Molecule: messenger RNA, 1939 nt
Organism: Klebsormidium nitens
Lineage: Eukaryota; Viridiplantae; Streptophyta; Klebsormidiophyceae; Klebsormidiales; Klebsormidiaceae
Source: the annotation of a GenBank genome assembly